AUGGUGUCCAUGGGGUUUACAAGCUUGGUAGUCUGUCUUCUCUUUGUUUUGCAUGGCCUAAGGAGCUCUUCUGCUCAUAGUCAUCAAGGGAGAGGAAGAAGUAUGAAUGAGCUAACUGCUAACAUAGAAGAUGUUGCACCGACUCAAAAGGAACUUACUAAUCGAGCUCUCCUUGCUGGUGCUGCAAAAAAGGGGCUUGUUGGUGGAAGGAAAAUGGUGGAAGAUAAAGAGUUGAGGAAAAAGAUUGAGAAAGAGGAAGAGCUAAAUGGGAAAACAUCAAAGAUUUCAGGUGAUUCUGCCAGAACAUGUUAUGAUCUUGAGGAAAAAGGGGACUUGAGUUCGAAAUGUAUAAGUGUGGAUGGAUUUGUAGCUUUAAGUGGAAAGGAUAAGAAUGCUUCAAAGGAUUCUCUUGGAGGACCAGAAGGUCUCUUGAACACUCAGAUUAAACCUGUCCAAUCAAACACCAAACCUCAACAACCUCUUGGUUCCAAGGCAGUUUCAAAGAAAGCCCACCUGGGCACGUCUUCAAAAUCAAGCAAAACAGUGACUUCUGAGUAUCAAAAACAUGAGACUUCUCAGAAAGAUGAAUCAAAAGGACUUGCUGAUGCAGCAGACAAAAUCGCAAACCUGAUGCGCAAGGAUUAUGAAGGAAUGGAUAGCCCACGCCGCAAUCCACCCAUCAACAAUCAUGAACCUAUGGAUUAA
Molecule: messenger RNA, 705 nt
Organism: Ilex paraguariensis (yerba mate)
Lineage: Eukaryota; Viridiplantae; Streptophyta; Magnoliopsida; Aquifoliales; Aquifoliaceae
Source: the annotation of a GenBank genome assembly